Octodon degus (degu) is the source of this 397-nucleotide messenger RNA. Its product is annotated as protein preY, mitochondrial-like. NCBI's taxonomy places the organism in Eukaryota, Metazoa, Chordata, Mammalia, Rodentia, Octodontidae. The coding region runs from base 1 to 387 and encodes 128 amino acids. The transcript is spliced from 2 exons. The record is from RefSeq and is a predicted model, not a curated record.
AUGGAAGACGGAAAACAUCCACUAGCCAGCGAGGGCAUCUGCGGUGUGGACCAUGCUGGGCCGGCUGGGCCGGAGGGUCGUGUCGGGUACGCGCGCGCCUCGGUGGUCGGUGGUGCCCCGGGCCCUCCGCGCGGCUGGCUCGCGGUUCAUGGCGGGGCAAGCGAGGGGUCAGAGCAGCCGCCCCGCGCCUUCGACCCCGCGCUGCUGGAGUUCCUGGUGUGCCCUCUCUCCAAGAAGCCGCUCCGAUAUGAAGCAUCCACAAAUGAACUGAUCAAUGAAGAGCUGGGGAUAGCUUAUCCAAUCAUUGAUGGGAUUCCUAACAUGAUACCACAAACAGCUAGAGCAGCACAUCAACAGAAGAAGCAAGAAGAAACAGAGCAGCACUGAAUCAACGUUU